CUACAGUACUAGACCAGAGCAGAGCCGAGCUGUCUCGUUGAGAGAUUCCGUGCAGUGAGAGGCCUUGCUUGUCACGCCCUGUCGUCACCAGUCACUUUCUAGUCCAAACCACUGACCGCUGACCACUGUCCGUUUCCUAUUGACCGCUCUUCUCGCUUCGUUAAUUGCUUCAUGCUGGUCGGCGGCUCCCGUUUUCGCUGCACGGCCUGCAGUUGUCGCAGGCUAUCGACACGUGCGAUUGCGUCGCAUGCUGGUCGCUCGUCGCUCGUCGCCUGCAGUUGACGGCUCGUGACAGCUCGUCGCAAUCGUUCUCAGACAGCCUGCUAUUCCAAACUCGGCUCUAUUCCAGCUGUACUUUUCCAAAGGAUCACACUGCGGCCAGUUGGAUCCCAGUAUCGAAUUGACCUCCGUCGUCAUCACAAUGGCGAAUCAGCCAAUCGGGGCCUGCCAUCAAACCGCUCGUCAAAAUGGCCUCGCUUCUGCUUCGCUCUUACAACAUCCAUUCCAUCACCCUUCGCAUCUUUUCCCCCGGCCUCUUUCCCGUCGUUAUCGCGUGGCGUUUCCCAUUCGGAGUCGCAGACGCCGUCGUCGUCGUUUUCAGUUUGUGUCGCACGGGGUAGUCGCCAGCUCAGAGCGUAGUCGUCGCACACCCCCGGCGAUCGCCGCUCUGUGACCCGCGAAGUCAAUAGCAAGAGAGGCUCACUCACUCGCUGCCGUCACUUCGUCUUAAGAUCAGGAGCGACUAACUCGACCCUCAUUCUCGCAAAUCCUGCUGCUCUUUCUGACGGCGGCUGUUUGCCUGCUGCUGCUGCAGUCCUGUCGUUGCCCUGGUUUCUCCGUAGCUCCUGUGUCUCACGGCUCGCGUAUGAGAAAUCCGCUCGGAGUCGAGCUAAGUCGUCUUUCUAGCUGCUUCUCGACUCGGAGUCAACUUCUCUCCAACCUUCUUUCGAACCGUCUUCUGCACACCUUCCUUCCCCGCCUUCGAAAAUUGCACCGUUACUCAACCAGCACGGUGCAGCGAUAACCUUUACUACUGGCGUCUCGCUCGUCUUCUCGCUCAUCUUCUCGCUCGUUUUCUCUCCCCAAUUUAUCGUAGCGUCGUAGGACGACCGAUCCCUCACGAUCAGUGCUGACGUGGCACCAUGUCAUCCGUGUGCGCGCUUGACGUGGAGGCCCUCAGGAAAGCGAGGACCCGGGCGUCUGCUGCGUCAGCAUCGACCAAAUCACCACGUGGCUUGUAUGAUGGAGUGAAUGCGCUCCUAAGUGACAGAGGAGGGACAGGUGGCGAUCGAAGAUUGGCUCUGGGAAAGGUGGAGGCCGGAAGUGGCAGCGGUUAUACUCAUUAUAAUGGUCAGCGUUAUCAGCCUGGCGGUCAGUCUCCUUCAAAGCUUGUUGGCCAGCGUUUUGAGGCUGGUGGUGAGCACUUUGCUCCUGGAAAGCGCUUCUCUGCUUCUGAGGCAAGAAGAUGGAAAGGAGGAUCACUGUUGCCGCUCCCUGAGUAUGGUGCUGACGGUGAUUGUGGUGGUGGCAGUGGUGGCAGUGGUCGUGGUGGUGUUGGUGAUGAUGGUGAGAAUAACAAUCUGGAAGAGGAUUUAUCGGAGCAGCACAGGAGCAGCAGCAACAAGAGCAGCAGCAGCAACAAGAGCAGCAGCAGCAACAAGAGUAUAGACUGCGGUGCAAGCGACUCCAGUGACACAGGCGAUUCUGGCAGCACUGGCACCAGCAGCAGCAGCAGCACCGGCACCAACAGCAGAACCAGCACCAGCAGUGGAAGCGCCGGUGACAACGCAGAGGGAUUCGAUCAAGACGGCAAUGGCUGCAUAUUUGUGUGUAUUCCGAAGCGGCGCUCUGGGGAUGUGAAGCCAACCAUUGCAGGGAAAUUGAAAGAUACCAUUUUCAAUGCUUCUGAAUCGCCUGAUCCUUGUGGUGGCUCCGAUGCUUCAGAGUGGGCCCAUCACCACAGCAAGACGUGGGACGCCCAUGUUCAGAGCAUGGUUACCACCGCCUGUUACACCAUCACCAUCGACCACCUCUCCUACUCCAUACCCGCUCCUGCAUCCUCCUCCCUCGCGUUCCUCACUCAGACACUCUCCCCAUGGUUUCCACUGCUGCCUUCUUCUAGAACCAAUGCUGCCGGUGUUGACCAGACUGGUAGUCUGACUGCUGGUACUUGUGUUACUAGUGACCCUGAUGGCGCUGGUGCUGCUCAUGGCACUGCUGGUGCUCUGCACCCUCCUGCUUCUGCUUUCCUCCCUUCUGCAGCGCCCGCCUUAGUAAGAGGAGGAUCAGCAGCCAAAGCUGAAGCAACACAGGGCUCCGAAUCCUCCUCCUCUGCACGUCCGUUCCUCCCCCUGCUGGUGGACGUGACUGCAGUGGCGCGCCCUGGGCAGGUGCUGGCAGUGGCGGGGCCGAGUGGCGCUGGCAAGUCAACGCUGCUGGACUGCAUCGGAGGGAGGAUUCAGGGCGGGAGGCUGAAGGGAGAUAUCCUGGUGAAUGGGCAGAGGAUGAGCGCGGGCGAACUGAGAAGAAUCUCAGGCUACGUGCAGCAGGACGAUGCUCUCUUCCCGCACCUCACCCCGCGCGAGUCGCUCCUCUUCUCCGCCCAUCUGCGCCUGCCCUCCUCCCUGCCCCUCGCCGACAAGCUCGCUCGAGUCGAUGCCCUCCUGGCGACUCUUGGCUUGCAGUCUGUCGCCCACACCCGAAUCGGCAGCACCAGUGCCGGCAGCAGCAGUGGAAGAGGGCUCUCUGGGGGAGAAAGAAGGCGUGUAUCAAUAGGCAUGGAUAUAGUGCACAAUCCGGCAGUGGUGCUGUUGGAUGAACCCACCAGUGGGCUGGACAGCGCUGCUGCUGCCAACGUGCUGGGCGUGCUGAGGGGCAUGGCGAAGGAGGGAGGGAGGACCGUGGUGCUCUCCAUACACCAGCCCAGCUUCCGCAUUCUGGAGCUCAUAGAUUCCAUCCUGCUGCUCUCCCGAGGCUCCGUGGUUCACUUCGGCCCUCUCUCCCUUCUCGAGGCUCGCCUCGCGGCUGCUGGCUGCACUGUGCCCAUGCGAGUCAACGCGCUUGAGUUUGCCAUGGAAGGCAUGGGGACCAGCAGCGGUACACUGUGGAAGCACCUUCAGCAGCAGCAGCAAAUGGCAGCAGACGGGGGUGUGUGUUUCCAGCGCAAAGACGAGGCGUGCUCUGCUGGCGGUAUGGAUGGCUCACGCCAUGCAGACACUGCUGCUGCGAGCAUCAGCAUCAUUGGUGGCCGCAAGAAGUGCUCAGCUUAUGGUGAUGGUGAUGGUGAUGGUGAUGGUGAUGGUGAUGGUGAUGGUGAUGGUGAUGGUGAUGGCAGUGGUUAUGCGGAUGUGGCCGGGGGUGAAAUGUUUGUCGAGCUGCCUCUUUCCUCAUCGUCGCCACUUUCACUACCAUCAGCACCAUCAGCAGCAUAUGAAGCAGGCCUCCGUGGUUCGUCGCACGCUGUGACGAUGCUAGCGAAUGGAAGGGAUGGCAGCUGCUGGCAAACACCAUAUCCUGCUUCUGCUUUCAAGUGCGUCGACCAAGAGAACGUGCAAGAAGAAGAGAUAGACGGCAAAGACAGGAGCAGUAACAAAAGCAGCAGCAGCAGCAACAGCAGCAGCAGCUGUAGUGGCAACGGUGCCAAUGGGAGCAGCAAUGGGGGCAGCAAUGGCGGCAGUGAUUUAUCUUCUCUCCUACCUCAGUAUGCCACAUCUCCCUUGCACGAGAUCUGGUGGCUCAGCUGCCGGAACUUCAAGAACAUGGCCAGGACGCCUGAGCUCUGUCUAGGAAGGGCCUCUCAGGUCGCCUUCACUGCUCUGUGCCUGGGGACUCUGUUUCUGUGCCUCCCGUCCAACCCUCAGGGGAUCGAGGAGCGCAUGGGGUUCUUUGCCUUCUCCCUCGCCUUCCUGCUCACCUCUUCAGUCGAGGCCUUGCCCGUGUUUCUUGAGGAGCGCCAAAUCUUUCUCCGAGAGACUUCAAGAGGAGCCUACCGCAUCUCCUCAUACGCCAUCGCCAGUGUGGCGGUCUUUCUCCCCUUCCUCCUCCUCCUCGCCCUCCUCUACUCCAUCCCAGCCUAUCUGCUGGUCGGCCUGCACCCCUCCCUCUCCGCCUUCCUCUUCUUCCUCCUCGUAGUCUGGGCGGUGCUCGUGGUUGCCAACGCCAUCGUCGCCUGCAUUGCAGCCAUGGCGCCUGACUUCAUCACGGCUAACUCCAUGAUCGCUGGCCUCAUGGGGGCCUUCUUUCUCUUCUCAGGCUACUUCAUUGCCAAGAAGUACAUUCCCUCAUACUGGAUCUGGAUGCACUACCUGUCAGUCUUCAAGUACCCCUUGGAUGCGCUCAUAAUCAACGAGUACGGGAGCCACAGCGACACCACCUUUGGGCCUGCAGGCACAGGAGCCCAGAUUAUUGAUGCCGCAGGCUUGUCUGGGCACUCCAAGUGGCUUGACCUCCUUGUGUUAUUAGGUUUCGCUAUGACAUUUCGCAUUGCCUGUUACAUCUUCCUCCUUGCACAACGUACAACUAGAAGAUGAAAAACAUAUCAUAGAUUUGAUGUUUUCAAGUUCCAUCAUGAUGAAAUCGAAAGAUACCUUCGAUAUAUAUAUGCGCCACGAAUGUAUGUUAAGGCGCAUCAAUCUCA
Messenger RNA from Closterium sp. NIES-67, 4636 nucleotides. Lineage: Eukaryota; Viridiplantae; Streptophyta; Zygnematophyceae; Desmidiales; Closteriaceae. The record is from the annotation of a GenBank genome assembly.